Messenger RNA from Drosophila montana, 608 nucleotides. RefSeq names its product mitochondrial pyruvate carrier 2-like. Gene Ontology annotation, molecular function: pyruvate transmembrane transporter activity. The transcript has 3 exons. The record is from RefSeq and is a predicted model, not a curated record. Gene Ontology annotation, cellular component: mitochondrial inner membrane. Gene Ontology annotation, biological process: pyruvate import into mitochondria. Bases 113 to 538 code for a protein of 141 amino acids. NCBI's taxonomy places the organism in Eukaryota, Metazoa, Arthropoda, Insecta, Diptera, Drosophilidae.
AUUUUAUUAUUUUGUCGUAUAUGUAGCCGACAUGGUGUAGUGUUUAUCAAUUUAGGCCUUUUCAAAAUUCAAACAAAACAAAUAAACUAUAGCAUUUUUAUAUAUUGAUAUCAUGUCGAAAGGAAAGGGACCUCUCUCAUUACUCUACAACGGUAUUAUCAAUGCCGUUGAUCAAGUGGUACCUAAAGGCGCGCGCCCAUUUUGGGAAUCACCGGCAGGUCCAAAGACUGUGUUCUUCUGGGCACCUCUGGGCAAGUGGGGUCUAGUGCUUGCUGGAAUUGGAGAUCUUGUAAAACGACCGCCUCAAAAUGUGUCCCUCAAUCAGUCGGGCGUGCUCGCGCUCACCGGACUAAUUUGGUCCCGCUAUUCGGUUGUCAUUAUACCCAAAAACUACAGUCUGCUGUCAGUCAAUAUAGUUGUACUUUUAACACAGGGCUUUUUAGUUGCCAAACAUCUGAAAUGGCGAAGUGAAAAUGCAAAAAAUGUUGUAUUCUACCAUCCGCACCAUUUUAUACCAUUUAGUGACGACUGGUGGUAGCCAUGGAAGAUUGGUGCGUUUUUAAUAAAAACGACCACAGAAGGGAAAAUAAAAUAAUUAUAUAUAUAUA